This is a messenger RNA of Laccaria bicolor S238N-H82, 6360 nucleotides long. RefSeq lists its product as uncharacterized. Lineage: Eukaryota; Fungi; Basidiomycota; Agaricomycetes; Agaricales; Hydnangiaceae. The transcript is spliced from 27 exons. The record is from RefSeq and is a predicted model, not a curated record. Bases 1 to 6102 code for a protein of 2033 amino acids.
AUGUCUAAAUUUCGCAAGGCCCAUUUUUACAUUAUGCGCCCCAUUUCAAACCUGCCCGAUCACCUUGCUUCGAAACGAACCUUGGGCUACUUUGAAAACGAAAAAGAUGCCAGCCACCAAGGUCUGGUCUCAGGAAGGAUUCUUUCUUGCCUCUCUCGAUUCCCUUCAACCUUCGGUCUUUUUCUCUUGUCUCUUGACAUUCAGUCGGUCGUUUCCCUCGGUCUUUCCUCGACAAUCAAGUCAGUCAGUCUUUACGAAGCAGCAUGCCUUCCCUCCUCGAUACCCUUUCCAUCGCCAUACGCGAAUUCUGGAGGAUACUCACACGACAAUCGUCAACCACGCUCGUUAACGGUAACAUUCUCAAAGGGGUACGAAAACCCACCACCCAUCCGCACAAGAUUCUCAUGGUCUUACCUGCUCGUCCUCUUUUCGUGUGGCCGUCGUCGACCACGCCGUGGAGAUUCGUCGUUCUAUGUUGAUGGGGAUUUAGAAGCUGGCGAGGGUGGUUCAUUGAGCCCACAUGAGGGAGGUGGACAGCGUAAAGAUAGUCCGUGUGAUCAUGAAGGAGAGUUUGUGGAUAUUGAUUUGAAUGAUGGGAAACUCCUACAGCGACCGACAGGGACGAGUCAGAGUCAGAGUCGAGAACCCUCUUCGUUCAUGCCCCCAAAGUUCUACUUCCCUAUCCCAAUCCCUCUAAUCGAAAUCGAAAAAGACAACGACCAACAAGAACAACAAGAACGAGAAGGAAAUCCAAGCCCACCAAUCCUCGUUCUAUCCGACAUCCUCGAUCAAUUCCCACUCCCACCAACAUCCCACCCGCGUAUACCCAGGAACGAUAUCAUCCGUGGAGACUCAAGUCCCUCCUCAAAUCUAAAGCGCUUCCCCCGGCCCCUCACACCAAUGAUCGACUUUGACGCAUCCUCGUCGUCCUUUAGCUCCGAGUUUGAGAGCAUGUUAUCAGUUUCAUACGACUCUUCUUCUAAUAGCUCGUGUUUCUCCCCCUCUUCUUCGCCGCCUGCGACCCCACUGUCGCCUUUUACGCCUACGACGCCAGUUUCACCUUGGAUACCUGCUACGCCGCUUUCGGCUUGCACGCCUACGACCCCGCUGAGGGCUGUGUUGCCUGCGUGGUGUGAGUAUCAUACGUCGAAUAUUGCAAAGAGGGAGGAGGCGUAUAGGAGGAUGAGGUUGAAGAAGAAGAAGUUGGGGGAGAGGGAGGAUGUGGAAAGGGCUAGAGAUGAUGAUGGAUUUCUGUUGAGGUUGAAGACGAAGAGCCCCGUUGUUUCUGGAGAGCCUGAGGAGGAUGUCGGUGGGAAGAAGCAAGAACAGACUAUUGACGCGGUUCAUCAGAAGGCCAGCCAUAGUGAGAAGGACACUCGCUCGGAUACAGCAGACGACCGAGAAAGCCAGGACACCUUACGCAACUUCAAGAUCCUCCACAAACCCAUCAUCCGACCACCUCUUCGUGUGUUCAUCCCAGGCCACAAACGUUCUACGAAAAGGGGUAGUGCCAAUGGAUCUUUGUCGAGGAUAAAGAGCCCUGCUAUUUCUGCAGAGCUUGAGGGUUAUGGUGGGAAGACGCAAGAACAGACUGUUAACACGGCCAGUCAUAGUGAAAAGGAUGCUCGCUUGCAUGCAAGCAAAUCAGAAAGUCAGGACCUUCGCAACUACAAAAUCCUCCCCCCCAAACCCAUCCGACCACCUCUUCGGGUGUUCAUUCCAGGCCAUAAACGGUCCCCACCCAUCUUCACACUUCCAGGUCCAGAUGAUUUCUUUAUUCCAGAAGAAGACACGGAAGACGCGUAUGCGGAUCAGUCGUACAUCGUCACCCAACCCCAUGACCAUCACACGCAGCAGAAACCUAUCGUCCUCCGCCGAAAGUCAACAUCUGAUUCUGAAUCACGAGUACACCUAAAACGAGCUUGUUCCGAUGCGAAGCACGACAUGACGAAUGUUCUGAGGGCGUUUAACGAGAUGGUCCUUGGCACCGAAGAGGAUUUCAGGACGUUGUUUGAAGGGGAGAGUUUGAGUACUAGUUUGAGUUUGCCGAAGCCGGAGCCGGAGUUGGAGUGGGAGUGGGAUGGGGAAGAUGGGGAGGACGAGUAUGGCGUCGAGGUUGGCGAGGGCUCAUUCAAACUACCAACACAUCACUACGCUCGGGCUGCCUUCGACGAUGCUUGCCUCUUGCAUGCAGUGGGAAAGCCUUCCUGGGUUGGAGACAUCUCCUUUGCACUCUCUCGCCUUCGCUUUCCUGUCGUGCUUGAGCCUGUGCACCUCACCGACCCUGAGUCAGUUACAGGUCUUAUAGCUGACAUCGAGGUGUCGUGUGCGCGUGCCCUCCAGAGGGACAUCAAUGAAUCCGAGAAGACAGUCCUAUUGAAGGAGCGCAUCACCAGUCCCGCAGCUGUUAACCUGUCGGAUGUGCUGAAGUAUCGACACUACCUUGACGUCGUUGUUCCUGUACACCGCAAGGCGUUGACGCGACUCGUUACUUCAUGCCACGUUCUUGCAGUAAAUUGCUUUCGUUGGGAUCCUGUUCGACGAAAGGAGAUUCCGCGGAACCUGAGGUUGUGCCGUUUCUGUCACGAUGAGACUGAAGACGAGUGUCAUGCGAUGCUGUACUGCGUUGGAAAUGGCGCUCUGACGGUGAGGAGAGGAGUCUUCUUUUCGGAUGCCCAUCAGGUUGUGCCUGGGAUUCGGACUACAGUUUUGAAUCUCCCCCCUCCAGACUCAUUGCGUGUUCUAGUGAGAGAAGAGCGAGUGGUUAGGGUCCUGGCUAAGCGGCUGAGCCGUACCUUCAUCCCACGUUGCUGCACCCCAGCGCCCUCUCUCCAUACUGUUGCAGAUGAGACGGUCGAGAAAUCCCCCUUCCAUCAGUCGAUGGGUUAUUUUGAGGAACCCCAUGUCGGAGUUAAAUUCCUAGAUGCCGACGCGUGUCGCGCUCAAAUUUGGCUCAAAUUUAAAUUGAUCUUGGCUCCCCGGGUCAUGAUGAGAAGAGAGCGCGACGAGUUGAACUCCAUCAUGCACAUCCCUUGUCGCACACGUAUCGUCGCGCGAUGCGACGCGCCCACUCGACAAGUGGUUACCACGUUUAAUCCCUUUCUCAUGACCCUCAAAUUCUCGCUACCUCGCCUUAGGACGCUUUCGAACCAUGGCAGAAGCGCAAGCAAGCAGUGGGGGAGAAAGGAAGAACGUCUAUCAUAUCUAUCUGAUCUAUUUAACGUGUAUGUACGGAUUUGGUUGCGUUCACGGGAUGCGCCGAUGGGAGCCCCCUGGGUGGAAGCGCCUGGCAAGGUUCUGAGUGUUAUAUUACCGCGUCUGGCUGGUACAACUAACUCGCCGCCAACCUGGCUGGUUGAAAUUCAUCGUGAACUGUGGGGACAGCGUGACUUUCUUGGCAAGAUUUUUCGUACCGCAACAGUGACCAAAGACGACUUCACCAAACUUCAAUCUCUUCUGGACGCACUGAAUCCCGAACGCAACGCUGAUGAAUAUGUGUCAAAGGAUGUUCUUGCAACGAAAGCCGCGUUUUUACGCGAGAGGAGCUCUGAUGUUGACCCAGACCUUGUUGAUGGUCUAGUCCCCCGACCGGUUUUAGUUGCCUGCCAACCUCCAACUUCCGAUGUCGUGGACCAAGACGGUGCUCUGGGCGAUCAUGACAUUAUGGACGACGAUAACGACGACGCUGCCAUGUUCAUUGAUGAUGCUCAUCUUCCAAACGAAGCCACAGCGAUUUUCCCCUGUACCUUUCAGUAUGUGGACCUGACUGUCCUCCGUUGCAAGCAGAAUCUUCGCGUGCCACGGUUGAUGCUCUUCCGAAGUGAGUGGGGUACCAUGAUAGACAUCUUUAACAAGGGGGAAAAGGGUAUAUGUGGAAGUGCCAUCUUCUCAGGCCAGCCGGGCAUUGGGAAAACAUGCAUGUUGUAUUCAAUCCUCGUUCUUUGCAUCAUCCUUGCCCGGCCAAUCGUAUUUCAGGACUUUCGCGGCAAGGUCUUCAUUAUUGGCAAUACCUUGCACCUUCUUGGCACACCGGGGGCAUCUAUCGAUGCCGAUGAUGUUCUUACACUCGUCGAUGCCGACAAUGCAGCCUGUCAACCUGAUGACUAUUUCUUUGACCAUGAGAAAUAUCGCAUACUGCUAGUUUCUCCGCCAAGAAAGAGGGAAGAGCAAAGGUGGCUUAAACAAUUUGUUGGGCCGGAUGCGAUGUUUAUGAUGGAUCCAUGGUCGCGAGAGGAACUUUUUGUUGCAUCGUUAUUACUCGAAAGCAAGGACAUAACUCUCAAGCGACUUCAGGAAGCUUCUCGUAUUUGCGGAAACAUACCUCGUAAAUGUUCCGCAGCGGCAGUAUCUCCUCUUGCUCUUUCGCUUGCGAGACAAAGGAUCAGGGUUGCGAUUCAGCAGAUCAAUGAAUUGUCUGAUACUAUCAUCAAGGUGAGGCCGCAACUUUCUGUAACUUCCACUCACAGGAGUUUUCCAACAUGCAACCAACAUGGGCUGACUUAUGAAUGUCCCUCCGAGCGUUCGAUUACCAUCUUGUCCGCCCAAUGUCCACCCCAGCACCCGAACUUAUCCAACAAAUCGGUACAGAGCUUCGGCUCAGCCGCUCGAUGUUGGCAAACUCGGCGGCGCAUGGCAAUCUGUCACACACCCGCAUCCUUCGAAGGACCUAUGCGAUCGCUCCCCUACUGGGUGUUUGACCUAGAUACUGGGAAACGGGUGGAGCAGCCGCCGACUCCAGACUCUCCUGGGGUGAAGAAAGGUUGCCGAGGAAAAGAUGCAGAAACUGCUUCUGGUGGCCAUCGCCUCUUUGAGCAACUCCGAGUCGCGAAGUCCCAAGCACGACUCAAAGUGGAUACCAACGGCUGUCGUGGACGUUAUCAACACCCUUUUAAGUCUCAAGUCCUUAGAAUUGGUUUAGAAGGUGCUACUGCAGGCGUCCAGCUAGAUUCUCUUCGUUAUCCGGAGAGUAUCGAGAUAUCUUCGCCCGACAAUGAUUACUUCGCGGGCCGACUGGAGAAACUGCGUCUGGCGCCUAUAAAGGUUGAGGUUUAUUCAAGCAUACGAGCUCUCUUCGAACUCGUUGUCAGGGCUGGUUUUGAAGGGGGGUGGUGCUUCUGGGAUCAAGCUCUCGUGACGAUCUCGCUAUGCAAGAAGUUGAAGAUCCUCGAGGGUAGUCUUAUGUCGGCAGCCCUCGAUGACGCUAUGAAUUUACGAAACGCUUUUCAAGCUCUCAUCGACGUGACAAAAGGUGGUGGUAACAUACUUUCCUACAAAGGCAGCGGGAAGUUAUGUGACCUGAAGUGUGCCAUCACACUUCACGGCGCCUGGGGAAAGCAUGGUGGCGUGCCCACGUUUCGUAACACUCUUGGAAAUAUGCCGUCGAGCAUUGCACACAGCCCACUGCAUAUAAGGGUGUCAGGCAAAACUUUGACGACAAAGCAGCGACUCCAAGUUGGCUUCAAGUCACUUCUACAUUCAGAACUACAUUAUGUAGCUAAAAUGCUCAACCCGACGUAUGAAGUUGAGGAUGUCGAGAUACAACCUUUGCUACAAGUUUAUCGCUCCCUCAACCGAAAGGUGGAUACGCCUCUGGCUGACGAGGCAGUUCCCACCGAACGUGGAGUCAAUGCGGGUGAUUGGACUCGGGAGCGCUUUAUUACCGCAGUUCGAAACUUUCGCAAGGUCACCGAGGCAUUAAGGUUCAUCCUGGACGAGGCGACCCAGGUUUUGGGAGGGGGCGUGGUGGGCCUGGCUUCGGCAGGGACCAUGCGGGACCUAGCUUUGAGAGAGGCCGUGGAGGAGGACCUGGUUUUGACAGAGGUCGUGGAGGAUUUGGUUAUGACAGAGGUCGUGGAGGAUUUGGUUUUGACAGAGGUCGUGGAGGACCUGUUCUUGUUUGGGGGCGUGGAGGGCCUCUUCUUGUUGGGGGCCGUGGAGGACCUCGCAUCGACAGAGGUCGGGGGGGACCUGGUUUUCACAGAGGCAACGGAGGUCCUACCUCUUUCGACAGGGGCCAUGGUCGGCCUGGUGUCUUUCACAGAGGCCGUGGGGGACCUCCCUUUGGCGAAGGCCGAGGCGGUGGCCGAGGUCGCGGAUUUCUAGGUCUGGGGUUUGUUUGAAGAGCAGAACGUCAUGGACACGACGCAGAUUUUGAAUUCCACAUUUCGCCCAUUUCGCUGGCCAUCUAUACUUUGUCGGAAUAGAGAAACGGCUUUGGCUUCUCUUUUGACACGUGCGGGCGCAGUUUCGAAGGAGGAGUGAUAUAAUUGAUCAGUAACAAUUUACACAUCACUAGCACUCAUGUACUGGAGUCGACAGCUUCAGCAAUUCAAAAUAUGUUGUAAAAAUGUCGUCACGACU